Paramecium tetraurelia is the source of this 1953-nucleotide messenger RNA. RefSeq lists its product as uncharacterized. Gene Ontology annotation, molecular function: sterol binding. Lineage: Eukaryota; Ciliophora; Oligohymenophorea; Peniculida; Parameciidae. The record is from RefSeq and is a predicted model, not a curated record. The transcript has 4 exons. Gene Ontology annotation, cellular component: membrane; cytosol; intracellular membrane-bounded organelle.
AUGGAAGGUUAUUUAAAGAAGUGGGUGAAUUUCAUGUAUUAAUGGCAAAAUCGUUAUUUUAUUUUGCAUGAAGACUCCUUAAUAUAUUGUUAAUCUAAGGGAACACCAAAGAAAGGUUAAGUUCAUUUAAGCAUUUGUUCAAUAAGAUCUGUGCCUAAAGAUCCAUAGCGAAUUGUUAUAAAUUAUGGGAUGAGCGAAAUGCAUUUAAGAGCUUCUUCUGUUUAAGAGAAGCAAAAGUGGUUAGAUGCGCUUUUGUCAGCUUAAUAGAGAUUUACUUCAAAAUCCUAAAACAAGUUGCUUGUAUAAAGAAAGAAGAACCCUUUUUAUUUCAUAGAAGGAGCGCCAGAAUUAGAUUUGAAACGAAUCCAUACCACCCUUACGUAAUUUUGGGUUAUGUAAGCGCAGUUAGAAGAGUAGAUUUCUCUAAACAAUACUUAGAGAAUCAGCUAGUUGAUUUAGGAAUUAAAACACACAACCACAGCAUGUGCGUAAGAAUUGGAUGAAGAGUAUAACAAGUUGAUUGAAAUCAGUAAAAAACUUUAGGAAAAACUUAGAGAAACAAAUGAUUAAAAUCCUCCCGAUCACGACGAUCUUUAUGAAGAAGAGUUUGUACCAACUGAAUAAUUUAUGAGCUUCAAAAUGGAUGAAGAUGAAUUUUAUUCAAUUAACAAUGAACUUUAUGAUGACAGACAAUUAGUAAGGAGACUCUCAUCAAAGAAAAUGUCCGUAGCAGGUGUGUCUCCUUUAUUCCAAGUACUUGAAUAGCUAAGAAUUCCACAACCUAUCAAAUAUAAAAAUCUAAUCAAUAAUGAAGCAUUUAAAGAUAUGAUAAUAGGUAUUGAUGAAACCAGAGAAUAAUUACCUGCAUUUAAGGAUCCGAAUGAAAGCAUUAAAUUUGUUUCACUAUUAAAAGAUAUGAUAGGAAAGGAUCUCACUAAAAUUGCUUUCCCAGUAACAUUCAAUGAACCUUUAUCUAUGCUUUAAAAUUUGUGUGAAAAUUUAGAAUAUUCAGAAAUUCUAGAUCAAGCAGAUUAAUUUUCAAAUAGUUGUGAAAGACUAGCUUAUGUAAUGAUUUUUGCCGCAUCUGGGUUGUCAGCUACUAUAAAUAGAGUCAAAAAACCAUUUAACCCAAUUUUAGGAGAAACAUUUGAAUUUUCUUGCCCAAAAUUUAAAUAUAUAUCGGAAUAAGUUUCACAUCACCCCCCAAUAUCAGUUGGCUAUGCAGAAAACGAGCAUUUUGAAUUUUUGUCAGAUAAUAAUGUGACUACAUCCUUUUGGGGUAAGUCAAUUACUGUGACACCUCUGGGCUGGGUAAAUAUUAAACUAAAGAAAUAUUAAGAUUAAAUAGCAUUUCAAAGAUGCAAAUCCUCAUUUAAAAACUUAAUAAUGGGCCCAUAAUAUUUAGACCAUUACGGAGAAAUGAAAUUUAAGAAUGAAUUCACUGGAGACACUGGAACUCUUAAAUUAAUAGAGGGAUCAUCUGAAGCAUCUUAUGAAUUAAAAGGAUUUGUUAAAGACAAAUUAGGAACUUAAUAUUGUACUAUCUAAGGCAAAUGGAAUUCAGAAAUCUGUAUAACUGUGGCAGGCAUGACCAAAGUAGUUUGGGUUCGAAAUGCAUUACCUUAGAAAUGUGAUUAGCAAUAUUAUUUUACUCGAUUUGCCUUAUAAUUAAACCAUUUAAAUAGAUAACUGAUAAAAACAUUACCACCAACAGAUUCUAGACUGAGACCUGAUUAAAGAGCCUUAGAAAAUAGUAAUAUUGAUUUUGCUGCAAUUGAGAAAACGAGAUUAGAAUAAAAGCAACGGUUAGCUCGAAAAGAACUGCACGAACAUAAAAAAGAUCAUAUUCCAAGAUGGUUUUUAUAAAGAAAUGGAAAAUUUUCAUUUGGGCAAGAAUAUUGGAAAGUCAAAGAAACACCAGAAUUCUAAACAUAAGCAUAUGACAUUUUUUGA